CAGAUCUCGUGGUGCUUCAGAUUUUUAUUUUUUUCAAUUUUAAUUUUUGUGGGGUGGAAAGGAGCUCCGGAACAUCCAAGGUUUUGCCCCCAGCUUCACUGAUCGAGACAAGGCAAGUCCAGCAGCCAAGGACAAAAGAUCAAGAGGAGCCCAGGCUUGCUGCCACUAUCCCAAAUAGUUUAUUUGCCUGCUUUUAAUCCGGUACCCGAAAAAAAGGCAUCCUGGAUCCCAUCAUGACCAAAGCUGAAAUGGGCAAGCUCAACACUACUCCUGACGAAGACAGCAGCAGCUACAGUUCCAACAGCAAUGACUUCAACUACCCCUACCCAACCAAACCAGCUGCUAUGAAGAGCCAUUAUGUAGACAUGGAUCCAGAAAACCAAAACUUUUUACUUGAAUCCAAUCCUGGAAAGAAGAAAUAUGAAACUGAAUAUCGUCCAGGUACUACUUCCUUUGGAAUGUCAGUAUUUAAUCUGAGCAAUGCUAUUGUGGGCAGUGGCAUCCUUGGGCUUUCUUAUGCCAUGGCAAACACUGGAAUUGCUCUCUUUGUAAUUCUUCUGUUCUUCGUGUCGAUAUUUUCUUUAUACUCCGUUCAUCUCCUCUUGAAGACUGCCAAUGAAGGAGGGUCUCUGCUAUAUGAACAACUGGGAAUGAAGGCCUUUGGCAUGGCUGGAAAACUUGCAGCAUCUGGAUCUAUUACAAUGCAGAACAUUGGAGCUAUGUCAAGCUACCUGUACAUUGUGAAAUAUGAGUUACCAUUGGUCAUCAAGGCAUUUAUGAACGUCAAAGAGAGCACAGGAGAAUGGUACUUCAACGGUGAUUAUUUGGUUAUAUUGGUAUCCUUGUUCCUCAUUCUUCCUCUGUCAUUGUUGAAAAAUUUAGGUUAUCUGGGUUACACCAGUGGAUUUUCCUUGUUGUGCAUGGUCUUCUUCCUUAUUGUUGUCAUUUGCAAGAAAUUUCAAAUUCCAUGUGGACUGGAAAGCGACUUGAUUAAUGCAACUCUGAAUACCACCCUAGAACAUCUGUCAACCACUGCACCUUUUCAUGUAUCAGAAGUUAAUAUAACCAGUGAUGACCAAUGCACACCGAAAUAUUUCAUCUUCAAUUCACAGACUGUCUACGCUGUACCAAUCUUAACAUUUUCCUUCGUCUGCCAUCCUGCUGUUCUUCCUAUUUAUGAAGAACUGAAAGGGCGAAGCCGCAGAAGAAUGAUGAAAGUCUCCAAUGUUUCAUUUUUUGCCAUGUUCCUCAUGUAUCUUCUGGCUGCUCUCUUCGGCUACCUGACAUUUUAUGGAAAUGUUGAGCCAGAGUUGCUUCAUACUUACGCUGAAGUCUUGGGAGCUGAUGUUCUUCUCCUUAUCGUUCGUCUGGCAGUCCUGAUGGCAGUGACACUUACUGUGCCAGUUGUGAUUUUCCCAAUCCGCAGCUCCAUCACACAGUUGUUGUGUUCAGGGAAAGAAUUUAGUUGGUGGCGCCAUACUGCAAUUACAAUGGCUCUUUUGGUAUUCACCAACAUUCUCGUGAUCUUUGUUCCCACAAUUCGAGACAUAUUUGGAUUCAUUGGUGCCUCCGCUGCUGCCAUGCUGAUCUUUAUACUACCAUCUGCUUUCUACCUUAAGCUAGUGAAGAAAGAACCAAUAAAAUCUGUUCAGAAGAUUGGGGCUCUUCUUUUCCUGAUCAGUGGCAUAUUUGUGAUGACUGGAAGUAUGACCUUGAUCAUUCUGGAUUGGACCAGCAAUGCUGCUUCUAAUGGCCAUUAGCUAUCUGCUUUGGACUCCAGUGCUUACUCAACCGUCUACUGAAAAGAAACAGAACUUCUUACCCACGUUUGCAAUUCUGCUUCCUUUCGAAAUGCAGAUUCUUUGAUGCUGGUUCUUCUGAAUGGCGAAUAGGUGAACUUUUUUUAAAAAAAGAUACUAUUCUGCACUAUGGGAAUCAAUACUAACAUCAAACCACCUGAAUCUUUGGCUGAGGGAAGUGACUAUUUAUUCCAUUCCAGAGAAUGGACAGCUCUCUCUGUAAAAUUUUAUCAAGCCAUGUUUGGCUUUUGUCAUUGUUACAGUACUUGGAUAUUUUAUUGUUUUACUUGAAUGUGCCUAAUGGAAACAAUUGAUGUGAGAAAUAAGUUAGUUUACAUCGGGGGGUAAGCUAACCAUUGAAAGUGAAUGAGAAAAACACUAUUAUUUUUGUACCAAAAAUUUUAUGGACCUCAAAAGCACUAUUUUGACUUUAAGAAAAUGUUUUGUAAGUUGAUGAUCCAAAUAAGGGUAAAAAAGAAAUCUGUAAAACUGUUUAAGCAGAGUUCUAAAUUCAACAUGUUUUGCCUGCCUAUAGAGGCAUAUCCUUAAAAGUAUAUUUUUGGCCACAUGAAAUUAUUUUUGAAACCUAUUAUAUGAAAGGUUGAUUAAUUUGAAAGACUCAAAACUGUUUAAUGAUUUCUUCACGUAACUUAGUUAUUCUAACCUAAAACCAAACAGAUAUGUUAUGACAACCCCAUGGCAAUAUUUCUUAUCCAAGCAACAUAAACCACCACACUCUUUCAAGUAGCUAUUUACUCAAAUUGUCAUGUUUUUAAAAAGAAUUCAUACCAUUAGAAUGGAUGAUGCUUUAAAACAAUUUUUAUGUAGCAAAUGUAGCAUCCAAUCCCAUUAGUGCUACAACCAAACAAGACCCUUGAAAUUAAUGAGGGAUGCAUAGGAGCAGUAUUUGGCAAAUUACUGAAAGUGCAAUCCUAAGCAUUUUUCUUCUUGAGGUACUCAAUAGUGCAAUUAGAUUAAACAAAUGGGCUAUUAUUAUUAUUAUUAUUAUUCAGUUGCAGGUACCAACCAAAUCAUGUUGGGUCAUUUGCCAUUAAUGUGGAGUUCACAUGAUCCAGCGGCAAUUUUACACAUUUUAGCUGUUUUUUGUAACAAGUAAAAAUGAGGUCCUACUAUCGUUUACUAGCAGUCUAGCAGUAUUCACACACUGUACGGUGUUUUUCAACUACAAGUUUUCAUCCAUUGUUGGAUUUUAAAUUAUUUUAUGUUUUUGUUCCUCUCUGACAAUGUGAUAUUCCUAAUUGCAUAUAGUACGCCGGGAUUUGGUGUGUAUGGCAAAAGUUCUCUUCAUAAGGCAACUGGGAUUCCUAAUACAACGGAUAUUGUAUAGCAGUCUUUUAAAAUUACUAUUACUAUUAUUAUUAUUAAGACCUUGAUGGGAAUACACUGUCAUCUCAUAUUUUUCUGAUAUAGGCAUGUGCUAUUUGAGUCUUAAGUAGUUUGCUUUGAAAAGGAGGUGGUAAUUUCAUGGUCACUGAGUGCUUGAUCCUUCCCUGUUUGCAAAGAGAUCACCAUUAACGAGCCCUUCCUCUGUGUGCAUUUGGCAUACUGGGAACAUUACAGGAAAUGGAAAUUCUUCCAUGUACUUCCCAUAUCCCGUCCAGCCCCUCUAAAUUAGGUCAGGGUAUACAAGAAGAACACGGUAUGCAUAUACAGACCAGUGGGGCCAGGGCUUCACACCCAGAGCAACCAAACCAGUUGUGCUCCCCUAAAUUCACCUCUGUACAGACUUUCCGUUCCCCAUCUUGCCCUGCAAGUGUAUUGCUAUGGGCAGCACUUUUGCAGAGCGGGGAGAAUAACUGUGCUCUUAUUAGCACUGCAUGGUGAUAAACCUGUAUGUCGGUACUACACCUGCAUAGGUAAGGAUCAUACACUGUUGAGUUACUAUGCAUGUUCCCUGCAUUAUUUCCAUCCUAGGCUGAAGAGAUGUUGUACUUUCAUGAGAGCACAUCCAGUACCACUUAACAGACACAGAUGCUGCUGGGAAGCACAGACAAAGAAUAAAGACAGGCAGAGUUUUAACAGCAAAGUCCUCAGUGGACGGCUUUCCGCUAUGUUCGUUUGGCAUAAUAGUUUAGAAAUCUAAUUUAGCUGAUUUCAAGCAGUAGUUGAGUUAUAAGGAUCAAAUCAUGGCAUUCAAUUAGCUAAACAAUUCUGGCUUUUUUUCUUUUUCUUUGAAAAAAACGUUUAGGUCCAUUUUUUUAAAUAGUUGGCAGAUUACUGCCACUCUGUCCCGGGUUUUUACAAUCUGGCAAUGCAAACCGUUUUGUUUUGUAUUUCUGCAUGGCAGCUGCCACCCCUAAAGCUGCAAUCUUGAUUCCAUGGAGGUCAGUAUCAAGAGAAACCUGCCUUACUGAAAAGUGUCUACAAGUUACAAAUGGCUUGACAUUUUGAACUCAAGCCAUUGUCCUGGGCAGGGCAAUGCAAACUCUACUUGAAUAACAGUCCCGAUAAUCUCUUUUGUUCUCAGAGAAUCCAGGUAACCAACCAAUAUGUGAAACUUUGCUUUGCUCUGUACUUAAAAACACCCAAACAGAGACCAUCUUGUGAGUUUUCAAAAACCAGUCAUUUUCAAAGCAAUGGCUUGGUAUAAUGUCAGAUGCUAUUUUUAUUGGCUUACAUCUCAGAACCACCACUGGCUUCGGUGUAAUCCAUUAUACAUCUGUGCAUGAUGUAAUGAAAAUGACAUCUCUCUUUCCCUGCAAAUUAGACUAGUCUAGUGGUACUUGGCUUUCAUAUUUUGCAUACUUCUGAAAGCUGGUAAGAUGAGCCUCAGUUAAAAUGGCAGCUCUUCCAAUUUACCCAUUCAUGUGGUUCUUGUAAAAAAUAAUAAUACUAGGAUUCCCAAGUACCUUCAAGAUAUCAGAAUGGUACAGGGAACAAAGGACCGUUUUUUCUGAACACACUGGAGAGCGUUUGUAACCAAGAAGCUAAGUUCAUCGGUUCAUCUCAACAGCUGGAAGAGUGGUAAAGGUAACAGAAAUUACGAGACUGUACUAAUUGUUGCAUUUCAAAGGAGUCAUUGCUGGAUCAGGGAUACCUCGACAGUACACUGUGAAUCAUGCAGUUUAGUGUCAUUCAGUAACUAAAGAGGUUUCCCGCCUGACCUGGCUGUGUAUCACUAGGCUAUAUUGAUUUCUAGUGUCUGUUGUAAACCUGUCUCUUUAGAGGUUUCAUUGAAGCUCACAGUUUCAGUAUUAAAUUAAACCACUGUUUGUCACCUAAUUUUUAAAUUACUGUCUUCCAUGUUAUUUCAUUCAUAAAAUGUAACAUGUUAUUUAUAGAACAAUAACCUGUUGAAGUUAAAACCUAUUUUUCAGUAUUUAUGGGUAGCCUUUGUAUAUAAACUGUGUGUGUAUAUAUUGUAAGUAUAUUGUAUAUAAUGUAGGUUUGGGAGUUUGUGUUUAUGUAUAUAAGCUUUCGUUACGAUUCAUGGCUAAUGCAUUAUGUCCACGACUCAUUCCUGUUAUGCAUUCAGUUGAAAGAGCUAUCAGAUGGAAGUCUCCAGGGAAAUAAUUAUGGCUCCCCAAAUGGAAAUCCUGUGCCCUCAAAUUGUCUAGGGACACAAUAACAUUUAAUGACCAGGGCUGGCAUCUAAAAGUGUUUCCAAGGACGUGAUAGUCCAAUGAGGGGUUCUCCCUCCCUUUGAACCACACACAACUGAUCUGAAACUUCCCUUGCUUUCAAAAGCAGUUUGCUUUGUGGGAUGGAAGGUGUAAUGGUUCUUUCAGAAAAAGAAGUCUAAAGUUUUGGGGUUCAUAGACCUAGUUUCAUGAUUCAUGCAAGGGCUUUGCAGUGUGAAGACAGUUCGCUGCCCCCUUGUAAAAGGGAAAUGCAAAGCCCCUGUGUGCAUGAAGUUAUUCACUGGGCCCCUUAUUCGUUACAACUGUGUACACACAGAAUCUCUUGGAUCCACAGAGUACAGGCUUUCAGAAUACAGUUUGCCAUAGAUGGUUUUUCAGUAACUAGUUUUAAAAUCAAUAUAUCAAGCCUUCAUGUACAGGUAUGGUAAUAUUUGUAUAUAUUGUAUAUGUAUAUAUAGAGAGAGAUACACACUGUAAUGUUAGAUCAACAAUUAAGGGACAAUUGUUGAAAAAGAGUGCUACACAGUUUCAAUGAAACAUUGUAUGUUUUAACUAAACUAAAAUAAAGAUAUAAUCUUAAAUUGU
Messenger RNA from Lacerta agilis (Sand lizard), 5986 nucleotides. RefSeq names its product solute carrier family 38 member 2 (gene SLC38A2). The transcript is spliced from 16 exons. The record is from RefSeq and is a predicted model, not a curated record. Gene Ontology annotation, molecular function: L-glutamine transmembrane transporter activity. Gene Ontology annotation, biological process: L-glutamine transport; amino acid transmembrane transport. NCBI's taxonomy places the organism in Eukaryota, Metazoa, Chordata, Lepidosauria, Squamata, Lacertidae. The coding region runs from base 234 to 1760 and encodes 508 amino acids.